Molecule: messenger RNA, 1853 nt
Organism: Aspergillus saccharolyticus JOP 1030-1
Lineage: Eukaryota; Fungi; Ascomycota; Eurotiomycetes; Eurotiales; Aspergillaceae
Product: alpha/beta hydrolase
Exons: 6
Coding region: 205-1458 (417 amino acids)
Source: RefSeq, a predicted model, not a curated record
AUUAUGUCCUCACAGCGUCAUUGAUAGUCUACUGCUCAGUAUUCCAUCAAUUGAAUUGAAGUGAAGUGAACCGAGUCUGUGGCCUGUCAGUUCAAGGUCUGCCGGGUCUAAUUCCUACGAUACUCGUUGAUGGGAGAACCCGCUAAAACCUCCUCGUCCUUGAGCCGCAUCUAUACAAGCACAACAAAAGGUCCUCGAGAGAUUAUGGCUGAGCUUCAGCCAAUCUUUCGAAAAGCCUUCUGGUCGCUGGCAGCCAGUGGCUUGUUAUAUGCGUUAUUCGUUUUUGCUCUUACAUUUCCUGUCGUUCAACGGUUUGCACUCUAUGUCCACAAAGUAAAUCCUACACGAUGGCAAGAUGUCAACCUCGUCGAGUCUUUCGGGUUCCUGAAAACGCAGGUACAACCUUUCAACCUGGCUACUCCUGACAAUGAAACACUCUAUGCUUGGCAUCUUCUUCCUUUGCACUUGUGCAAGGAGCAUGAAGAUGAGCUGCAUGCGAACGAACGCUACGGCCCAGCGGAGGACUAUACCAAGACUUCUGCUUUCAAGCUCCUCGCCAAUGACCCCAAUGCGAGGGUAGUCGUCAGCUUCCACGGCAAUGCUGCCCACCUCGCAUCUGCCCAGCGACCAGAGAUCUACCGGCAGCUGCUCGGUUUAUCCACCCCAUCGCAGCCCGUCCAUGUCUUUGCGAUAGAUUAUCGGGGCUUCGGGCUCUCUACCGGCUCGCCAACAGAAGAAGGUCUGAUCACCGAUGGAGUCGCUCUCCUCAACUACCUCACCGCAGGCCCGUUCAGGAUCCCCCCUUCGCGCAUAGUCAUCAUGGGCCAGAGCCUGGGAACAGCCGUGACCGCCGCAGUGGCUGAACGCUUUGCAUUCGGAUCCUCAGAUCCAGCUGCCGCCCAACCCACCCUGAAGGACCCCGAGCCCUUCGCCGGCGUGAUCCUGCUGGCAUCUUUCAGCAACGUCCCGAGUCUCAUCGAAUCCUACAGCCUGAAGGGAAUCACUCCACCCAUGCUCUCGCCUCUCUCCGCCUAUCCCGGGAUUAAAGACUGGGCCAAAGGCCAUAUCGUCGACCGCUGGGACACCGCCGCCCGGGUUGCGCGCUUGUCGGGCGUCACCAAGACCGGCAAAGACCAUCCAUCCCCGGCCUAUGCAGAGAAGGGGCUUAACAUGUUCAUCGUGCAUGCAGCCAACGAUGUCGAGAUCCCCUGGCAAGAAGGCCGACGCGUCUGGGCAGCGGCCACCGGGGAAGCUGUCCACGACAGCCCUGGAGAGGUUGUGCUGUCCAAGAAGGACUCGAGCGGACCCACUGAGGUCCAGAUCUGGGAGAGCAGAUCUCAUAGUGACAAUACGGUGAUCAAAAGGGUUCGCUGGGAGCGUGUGGCCUAUGGAGGACACAAUCGCGUAGCAACAUUUUCAGUCGCCGCUCUGGCUGUGUUGCGAGCGUUUGAUGGGUGAACCAGAUUAAUUGGUUCUAACUCGAACCGUCUGCCAAACAUAUAUCACACAGUGGAAGCGGAACCACCACAGUGUCCGCUGAAACGUAUGAUCAAACAACACAUCCCGCACCAACAAGGCGCUGAUAUUAGAUUAUGCGUACGUAGAACGUACACCCAAGACUCGCGUAGAUUUUUUUAUCAUAGCUGGUUUGGAGAAGUGCAUUCGGCUCUUGGGGAGAAUCUAGACACGAGCUUAGACAAUACAACUGCAGCCUUGGAAAGUACAAGCGUGGCAAGGGUUGAGAGACAUCAGGGAAGAUCCAUCAUCUGUGAUAUGUCAUAUGUCUAACCGCCUCAUAAUCGAGGUACAUAACAUAUCUGAUCAGUUUACAUGUCUAACCUGAUCCAUUCGGG